GAAGACCAUCAACUUACCACAAGAAGAUGAGCAAAUCAAAAUCAAAAUCAAACAAAUCCAAACCAAUCGAAGUACUACAAUCCACUUCAAAUCAAAAACCAUCAAUCAAAUCAGAAUCAAACAACUUUAACCCAUUCACCACUCUAUUCAACUUAAUCUUAUUCUCAAUUCAAUUCAUCUUCAAAAUCAUCAAUUCUAUCAUUCGAUUAAUCUUAUUUCAACCUCUCAUUAGUUUUCCUAUCAUCAUCUUCAUCAUCAUCUCAAUCACUCCUACGGCUCUUAAUUAUCUUAUCAACUUAUUCUCAACUAAACUCAUUCGACUCUUGACCUUUUCAACACCUUCGAUUCCUCAUCUCACUUAUCUCUAUUGUACGAUCCUCAAUGGUCCAUUCUUUUGUGAAGGAUCAACUCUCAAACCGAUCCCAGUAUCUAAAAUCACUCGAUCAGUUGCUGAUAGCGCUAAGUUAGCCUCCGAUAUCUUUGAAUCCGUCGUCGGUCUGGGCGAUCCUCAUAACCUUGGCUUACAUCAGGCUGAUAUCCUCGAAUUGGCGUUGGCUGUACAACAUUCUACUUCACUCGAAGGAAAAGAUGUAUUAGCACCUCAGCUUAUGGAUUUGAGUGAGAUGACUAGAGAUGUGAAAGAUCAAAUUAUCAGUCUGAAUAGUCAAGGCAUCAAUACCUUCUCAUUUGUAGCUUAUGAGUUUUCAAGACUACAAGAUUUGAUAGAAUUAAUUCAAUCAGGUUCCAAAAAAUAUACAACUCAACAUGUUUCACACAACUUAGAUAUCUUAUUCCAAAGACUUUCAGAAGACUUAACCAAACUCUUAAAUGAUAUUGAACUUUCCUUACCAUUAGCAUCUAGAGCCAGUGAUUUAGGUACAAAACUUACAAGUGAAUUCUUAUCAUCACAUUUCAAAUUAUUGAAAAUUAAAGAAUCUACUCCGAUUUGGAAAAAGAUCUUUGAACGAGAUUCUUGGUCUCAAAAGCAAUUGUCUAGAGAUUUAAUCUUAACUUCGGAAAGUGUGGAAAGUUUAAAAUUGGUUUGGAAGAAACUUGAAGAAUUAAGAUCGGUUCUAAUGGCUUAUCGUAAUAAUGUGGCUUUCUUUAAGGCUUCUUUAAUUGGUUCACAUAUUGCUGAUCAUCAGUUAUCAGCUGAAGAUGAAGUUCAUGCAAUGAGGCAUAUUAUCGAUAAUUUCAAACAAGCUGUUAAGGAAUCAAAGUCACAAAAAAAGCGGGUCAAGAAACUUGAGAUUGAUGCAUAGAAAGUAAUGUAAAAGAUUUUGAUAGGUCUUGUUUCAUAAGAUUUCAAUGUAGUAUAAGCUUUUCUAAGGAAGGUAAGAUAGAUCAUUAUAUGUAUAUAGCUGUUAUGGCCUUGGAAAGUUGUAAUAUCCUAAUUCUACAUGUGAUAGUGUAUUUUUGAAACC
Messenger RNA from Melampsora larici-populina 98AG31, 1424 nucleotides. RefSeq lists its product as uncharacterized. The transcript is spliced from 3 exons. The record is from RefSeq and is a predicted model, not a curated record. Bases 27 to 1262 code for a protein of 411 amino acids. NCBI's taxonomy places the organism in Eukaryota, Fungi, Basidiomycota, Pucciniomycetes, Pucciniales, Melampsoraceae.